Molecule: messenger RNA, 777 nt
Organism: Penaeus indicus
Lineage: Eukaryota; Metazoa; Arthropoda; Malacostraca; Decapoda; Penaeidae
Gene: Sec61beta
Product: protein transport protein Sec61 subunit beta-like
Exons: 3
Coding region: 122-427 (101 amino acids)
Biological process (GO): SRP-dependent cotranslational protein targeting to membrane, translocation; post-translational protein targeting to membrane, translocation
Cellular component (GO): membrane; Sec61 translocon complex
Molecular function (GO): guanyl-nucleotide exchange factor activity
Source: RefSeq, a predicted model, not a curated record
GAACCAUCCCGCCGGUCGUGACACACAGGUGACGUGUGUGUUGGUGUCAGAAGCGCCUUGACGUCGAGACCGAACGCGUCGCUUCUGUGCUCACUCCUCGCCGAAGCUCCAUCACAGAAACAUGCCUUCCUCGCCAAGUUCGACCAUCGUGGGGUCUGGCGGCCGCUCCCCAGCCCGCACGGUGUCCCCGCGCAGUGGAGGGUCGGGCUCCAUGGCCAGGCAGUCGGGCGGAACCACGGCCAGACAGCGCAAGACGACCACCUCCACCUCCGGCCGCAGCUCAGCCUCAACGGGAGGCAUGUGGAGGUUCUACACCGACGACUCCCCAGGAAUCAAAGUUGGCCCCCUGCCUGUGCUUGUUGGUUCUCUGGUCUUCAUCGCCACUGUCUUCAUGCUCCACAUCUGGGGCAAGUACACGCGCUCUUAAAAAACCCCACGGAUACGGACGGACCUUUUCCCCGAUUCCUUGCGAGUGACGUUGUGAAGCUGUCGGCAAGUGGUGUGAAUGGCUGAAUGAGAUUUUUUUUUUGUUGUAAAAAUUGCUCCAUCGACCAGGAGCUUCUGACUCGACUGAAUUCUCUUGUGGAUGAGGAAGUUUGAUAAAUUAUUACAGGAGGACAGGCGCGUGUCGACGUUUGCCUCACUGAGAGGGUCACCUGGAAGUUAUCGAAUGAUCGGAUGUGUUGAUCAUUCCAGAGUUUAAGUGGUUCGUUUAUAUAAGAUUUAUAUAGGCUUAAGGAUUAUGUGGAAUUUUUCUAUAAUAAAUGUUAUAUGAAA